Molecule: messenger RNA, 636 nt
Organism: Thlaspi arvense
Lineage: Eukaryota; Viridiplantae; Streptophyta; Magnoliopsida; Brassicales; Brassicaceae
Source: the annotation of a GenBank genome assembly
AUGGGAAGCUUUCAUCGCCGGACUUUUUCUUACGAUAAACUUCCCACCGAACCCAUUAGGCUCUCCGUUCUAAAACUAGAUGGCUCGUCCUUCGAUGUUUACGUAAUGAGCUCUGCGACCGUUGGGGAUCUCAAGCUCGCCAUAGAGACUGCCUUCAGCCACGUCCCCAAGAAGGGACCCUCCAAGAUCUCAUGGUCACACGUGUGGGGACAUUUCUGCUUGUGUUUUGGGGGUCAGAAAUUAGUCACCGAUACGGAGUGCAUCGGAAGUUAUGGAGUAAAGGACGGUGAUGAGGUAAGGUUUAGAAACCAUGUGUCGGGCAAUGCGGUAUUGACCAAGGGAUAUUCUAGAAAAUCCAAACAAAAGAUUCCAGAGAGGGUAGAGACAAAGGAUGAAGAGGAGGAAAGGAAUAGAAUGGAGAAGAUUGACGAUCACGACGACUCUUGGGAUGAUCUCGAGAAAGGAAGCUUAGUUAGAUACGGAGAAUAUGACUUGGAAGCUUCUCUAAGGGAGAACAGGUCUUGUCUUUCAAAUGUCCGAGGUUGCUGCUUUGCUUUUGGUUUAAAGGAGCUUUUUGGGUUUGCCAAUGACAGAAGCUAUUAUUACUCUUUGAGAGAUACUUGGAGAGACGAUUGA